AUUAAUGGACAUGAAAACCUUUUCAGACUGUUUUGCCUGUGAACCACAAAGUAGCUCCAUGCUGUCCCCCCUCUAUCAGGACCAUGGUGGCUCGGUGGUGUGGCCCCAGACUGCAUCCUGCUCCUCCUCCUCUCAGGGUCUCCAACGGCCACUACGGUGCCACCCUCCCCCAAUCAGCGGGAGCAGCGUGGGCCCCAACCCCACCUACUAUCACGCUGUUUAUGACGUCCGGGUGGAGCAGUACAGAGAAGUGCCCUUUACUGGUGGAGGUGGUGGCUAUGGGGUUCGCUCUGGCCGGGGCUCUUUGUCCCUGGUUUCCAACAGCAAUGACCCCACAGUCCCGCUCAUCCGCCGGAGGGGAGGACUGGUGGACCACCGUGAUGUCAUCCUAGCGCACCAAGCACACAAGCUGCACAACACACCACAGGCCAUAAGGAAACAGUGGGAAAUGGCGCGUUUUGGAGACGAGCUACCCAACAGGUAUGGAGGAGGAGGAGGAGGAGGUGGUGGUGGCGGUGGUGGCGGGGGUGCCGGCGGACAAGGGGGGCCCGGCCGCGGCGGCAGCAGGCAAGGGGGGCCCCCCGGAGCGCAGCGGAUGUACAAGCAGUCGAUGGCCCAGAGAGCCCGGACCAUGGCCCUGUACAACCCCAUACCCGUCCGGCAGAGCUGCCUAACGGUCAACCGCUCCCUCUUCCUCUUCAGCGAAGACAACCUGGUGAGGAAGUACGCCAAAAAGAUCACCGAAUGGCCUCCGUUUGAAUGGAUGAUCCUCACCACCAUCAUUGCAAACUGCAUCGUACUGGCUCUGGAGCAGCAUCUUCCUGAUGGAGACAAGACACCUCUGUCUGAACGACUGGAGGAGACAGAGCCCUACUUCAUAGCCAUCUUCUGUUUUGAGUCAGGGAUCAAGAUCCUGGCUCUGGGUUUUGCGUUACAUAAGGGCUCCUACCUGAGGAAUGGCUGGAACGUCAUGGACUUUGUGGUCGUGCUCACUGGUAUUUUGUCAUCAGUGGGAUCACAGCUUGACCUGAGGACACUACGAGCUGUCAGAGUGCUGCGACCACUGAAACUGGUGUCUGGGAUUCCCAGUCUGCAGGUGGUGCUCAAGUCCAUUAUGAAGGCCAUGAUUCCCCUGCUGCAGAUUGGCCUGCUGUUGUUCGUGGCCAUCCUCAUGUUCGCCAUCAUUGGCCUGGAGUUCUACAUGGGAAAGUUCCACGCUACCUGCUACGACGAAGUCACACGUGACGUAGUGGACGAAUUACCAUGUGGCACAGAGUUGCCGUCCAGGUUGUGUCCUAACGGCACAGUGUGCAGAGGUGGCUGGCUUGGACCAAACUAUGGCAUCACCCAGUUCGACAACAUCCUGUUCGCCGUGCUCACCGUCUUCCAGUGCAUCACCAUGGAGGGAUGGACAGACAUGCUCUACUACAGUAAUGAUGUGGAGGGCAGUGCCUGGAACUGGAUGUACUACAUCCCCCUCAUCAUCAUCGGCUCCUUCUUCAUGCUCAACCUGGUGCUGGGUGUACUCUCAGGUGAAUUUGCCAAAGAGAGAGAGCGAGUGGAGAACAGGAGCGAGUUCCUCAAGCUGAGGCGACAGCAGCAGAUUGAGAGAGAGCUCAAUGGAUACCUGGAGUGGAUCUGCAAAGCAGAGGAGGUAAUUUUGGCUGAGGACGACGCCACAGGGAACUUUGAUGGUUCAAGGCGAAGGCCAACAAUCAAAACCAAAAACAACAAGACGGAGCUGCUGAACCCUGAGGAAGGAGAGGACAACAUGGGAGAUGCAGUCGGUUUUGCCCGCUCCAGUAUAAAGAGCGGUAAGGAGGGCUCCAAUUACAGUAAGAAAGAGCGACGAAUGCGAUUCUUCAUCCGCAAGAUCGUGAAGACGCAGGCUUUCUAUUGGACGGUGCUCUGUCUGGUGGGCCUCAACACAAUGUGUGUGGCUGCAGUACAUUACAACCAGCCUGAGCUGCUCUCCGACUUCCUCUUCUAUGCAGAGUUUAUCUUCCUCGGUUUGUUCAUGUCUGAGAUGCUGAUCAAGAUGUAUGGUCUCGGCAUCCAGCCCUACUUCCACUCCUCAUUCAACUGCUUUGACUGUGUGGUAAUCGUGGGCAGUAUCUUCGAGGUGGUGUGGGCCACCAUCAAACCAGGCACAUCCUUUGGGAUCAGUGUGUUACGAGCUCUGCGACUGCUCCGUAUCUUCAAAGUCACCAAGUACUGGGCUCCUCUUCGAAACCUGGUGGUUUCUCUGCUCAACUCCAUGAAGUCCAUCGUCAGUUUGCUCUUCCUUCUCUUCCUCUUCAUUGUGGUCUUUGCCUUGCUGGGGAUGCAGCUGUUUGGAGGACAAUUCAACUUUGAAGGUGGAACCCCUCCUACUAACUUUGACACUUUUGCAGCAGCUAUCAUGACAGUGUUUCAGAUCCUGACAGGAGAAGAUUGGAACAUGGUGAUGUACGAUGGUAUUAAGUCCCAGGGAGGAGUGAACGACAAAGGAAUGGUCUUCUCCAUCUUCUUCAUCGUCCUCACACUCUUCGGCAACUACACUCUGCUUAACGUCUUCUUGGCCAUCGCUGUCGACAAUCUGGCCAACGCCCAGGAGCUCACCAAGGAUGAAGAGGAACAAGAGGAAGCAGCCAAUCAGAAGACAGCAAUGCAGAAGGCUAAGGAAGUGGCAGAGGUCAGCCCGCUGUCAGCAGCCAACCUGUCGAUUGCUGCCCUUUCAGAUGAACAGCUCUGCAAGGAGCAGCAGAAGAACCACAUCAAGGGCAACAAGUCAGUGUGGGAGCAGAGAACGAGCGAGAUCCGCCGGCAGAACCUGAUGACGAGCCGCGAGGCGCUCUACAACGAGCUGGAGCAGGAGGACUGGAAGGUGGGAGGGGAGGGAGAGGAGGUGUCCUAUCCACGUAAAGGACGUGGCGAUAUGAAGACCCACCUGGAUCGGCCACUAGUGGUUAACCCGCAGGACAACCGCAACAACAACACCAACAAAACCCAACCAGGUGAGCUGCCGCUGGACCAGGAGUACCGGCGCCAGGACAUCGACCACUACCGCAGAGCCACCCACUAUCACCACCACCACCACCAUCAUCAGAAACCCAUUGGGCCAGACAGUGAAGGAACAGGCCAGCCAACAGAGACCCACAUGGAACACGGCUUCAGCUGCACAUCUCUGGGCAAUGUGGAGGGCCAGCAGGUGGAGGAGAGGCACAGCCACAGGAGCCACCGGGGCCACAGGCACAGGAACCGGGAAGGAAGGGAGGCUAGCAGCGUUUCUCCCCACCAUAGCGAGGUGGGAGAGGGAAACAACGAACACAGGAGGUCAAGGCAGCAUCGCAGGGCAGCCAAGGAGGGGGAGGAAGGCAGGAGACACAGAUCCAGGGGGACAGAGGGAGAGGGGGAAAAAUGUGCAGAAGGGGAGGGAAAGAAGACGAGACGGCAUCGCCACGGCAACCAGGAGAGGAGCAGAGGGCAUCGCACCAGAAAGGAGCACCACAGCACCUGUCCCAGCCUCUCCACCACACGACCCAUACAGCAGCACAACGAGGACCUGGACAACUUCCGCAACAACAGCAAGCUGGCCAGUGCCCAUGAGCACCCGUACGCCCUCCCACCAGAUCACCCUGAUCAUCCUGACCACGUCAACAACCUGCUGAACUGCCGCGACGCUGACACCCACACCCUGCUCCACAGCAUGGACAGCCUGAUCCUGACCAGCAUGGCUAAACCAGAGUAUACAAAGAUAGACAUGCCACCUGUCUACCCUUACCCCUCCACCAACGCCAUCCUGCAAGUGAACAAGAAUGCCAACACUGACCAGAAGAAGAGCGAGGAGAAAAAGGAGGAGGAGGAUGAGGGAGGAGACGAGGACGGCCCCAAACCCAUGCCUCCCUACAGCUCCUGCUUCAUAAUGUCCACCACCAACCCGUUUCGGAAGUGCUGUCACUAUAUCCUGACUCUGAAGUAUUUUGAGUUCAGCAUCCUGUCUGUCAUCGCUAUGAGCAGUAUCGCCCUUGCCGCAGAGGACCCUGUCUGGCCUGACUCACCACGAAACAAUGUGCUGCGUUAUUUUGACUACGUUUUCACAGGCGUCUUCACGUUUGAAAUGUUGAUCAAGAUGGUGGUGUUGGGCUUGUUUCUCCACCAGGGCUCCUACUUCCGUGACUUGUGGAACAUUCUGGACUUUAUAGUGGUUAGUGGUGCUCUGGUGGCCUUCGCCUUCACGCCGAGCACCACCCGGGGGAGCAGCAAGGGCAAAGAUAUCAGUACCAUCAAGUCCCUUCGUGUGCUAAGGGUGUUGCGACCUCUAAAGACCAUUAAACGGCUCCCCAAGUUAAAGGCUGUGUUUGACUGUGUGGUCAAUUCGCUGAAGAAUGUGCUGAACAUCUUGAUUGUCUACAUGCUCUUCAUGUUCAUCUUCGCUGUGGUGGCCGUGCAGCUUUUCAAAGGCCGAUUUUUCUACUGCACGGACGAAUCCAAAGAGUUUGAGCGCGACUGCAGGGGCGAGUACUUAGUGUAUGAUAGAGAUGAGGUUAAAGCUCAGAAGCGGGAGUGGAAGAAGUACGAUUUCCACUACGACAACGUGGCUUGGGCCCUGCUCACCCUCUUCACUGUCUCCACUGGAGAGGGGUGGCCGCAGGUGUUAAAGCACUCAGUGGACUCCACCUAUGAGAAUCAGGGCCCUAGCCCAGGUUAUAGGAUGGAAAUGUCCAUCUUUUACGUGGUGUACUUCGUUGUCUUCCCCUUCUUCUUCGUAAACAUCUUUGUGGCUCUCAUCAUCAUCACCUUCCAGGAACAGGGGGAUAAGAUGAUGGAGGACUAUAGCUUAGAAAAGAAUGAGAGAGCCUGUAUAGAUUUCGCCAUCAACGCCAGGCCUCUGACUCGCCACAUGCCGAAGAAUAAGCUGAGCUUCCAGUAUCGCAUGUGGCAGUUUGUGGUGUCGCCGCCUUUCGAGUAUAGCAUCAUGGCUCUGAUUGCGCUCAACACCAUCGUCCUUAUGAUGAAGUUUGACGGUGCGUCACUAACGUACGAUGAUGUCCUGAAGAACCUCAACAUCGUGUUUACCACCUUCUUCUUCAUGGAGUCAGUACUUAAGAUCAUCGCUUUCGGCCCUCUGAAUUACUUCAGAGACGCCUGGAACAUUUUUGAUUUUGUCUCCGUCCUUGGAAGCAUCACUGACAUAUUAGUGACAGAACUAGGGAAUAACUUCAUCAACUUGAGCUUCCUGAGGCUCUUCAGAGCAGCUCGUCUCAUCAAGCUGCUGAGACAGGGCGAGACCAUCCGCAUUCUGCUGUGGACCUUCGUCCAGUCCUUCAAGGCUCUGCCAUACGUGUGCCUGCUCAUUGCCAUGCUCUUCUUCAUCUAUGCCAUCAUCGGCAUGCAGUUGUUUGGGAAUUUGGCACUAGAUGAGGAGGGAGAGAGUGCCAUCAAUGAGCACAAUAAUUUCAGAACCUUCAUCAUGGCCCUAAUGCUGCUGUUCAGAAGCGCUACAGGUGAGGCGUGGCAUGAGAUCAUGUUGGCUUGCCUGGGUGGUAAAGACUGCGACCCGGCCUCAGGGAACACAGGACCCGAAUGUGGCAGCACCUUUGCCUACACCUAUUUUGUCUCCUUCAUCUUCCUCUGCUCUUUCCUGAUGCUGAAUCUGUUUGUGGCUGUCAUCAUGGACAACUUUGAGUACCUGACAAGAGACUCCUCUAUUCUGGGGCCACAUCACCUGGACGAGUAUGUAAGGAUAUGGGCCGAGUACGACCCAGCUGCCUGCGGGCGCAUACAUUAUAAGGAUAUGUACAGUUUAUUGCGAGUUAUCUCCCCUCCCCUGGGCCUUGGCAAGAAAUGCCCACAUAGGGUGGCCUGCAAGAGGCUGCUGCGCAUGGAUCUGCCGGUUGCCGAUGACAACACAGUGCAUUUUAACUCUACCCUCAUGGCUCUGAUCAGGACAGCACUGGAUAUAAAGAUUGCCAAGGGCGGUGCAGACAAGCACCAGAUGGAUGCAGAGCUGAGAAAGGAGAUGAUGGCUAUUUGGCCCAACUUAUCACAGAAGACACUGGACCUGCUGGUUACACCACACAAGGCAGCCACAGACUUGACGGUGGGCAAAAUCUACGCCGCCAUGAUGAUCAUGGAAUACUACCGGCAGAGCAAGAUAAAAAAGCAGCAGGCCCUUCGAGAGGAACAGCUCAUGGAGCCACCCUCUGAGGAAGGGGGCACUGAUGGCCAGGGGGGCCAAGGCUUGAACGGCCUCCCCAGCACCCAGCCGGACAACAUCAACAGCAUACCUCCCGAGGGUGGCAUGACUGAGAGCCAGUCAUGGGUGACGGCCAAAGCCCAGGAAAUGUUCCAAAAGACGGGUAACUGGAGCCCCGACAGACCCUACCCCGACGAUCUCCAUGACAACCGUCACAACCCGCAGACGGUAGAGAUGAGGGAGAUGGGGCGGGACGGGUACUCCGACACUGAGCCCUAUCACCCAAUGGAUGGGCAUGGGCGGACCCUCUCCAUGCCCCGCCUCUCAGCAGACAACCAAAGAGCUCAUGCUGUUUCGCGGAGGAGACACAGACCCCGCGGAAAUAACCUCAGUACCAUCACUGACAUCAGUGCAAUGCGUCGCUCCACCUCCAGCCUGGUCCAUGGGCGUACGGGCCGUGGUGUGAGGCUGGACGACUACUCCCUGGAGAGGGUGGUGUCUGAGGAGGGGAGACAUGGAGGACGCAGACACAGGGACAGGAGUCACCGUGCCUCCCAGCGUUCCCUGACCAGAUACACAGAUGCAGAUACGGGCCUGGGCACAGACCUCAGCACCACUACGCAAUCAGGCGACCUUCCACCCAAGGAACGUGAGCGGGACCGUGGUCGAACCAAGGAUCGUCGUCACCACCAUCACCACCAUCACCAUCACAGCUCUAUGGACAAGGAGCGCUAUGGCCCUGACCGCCAUGACUACCCUCAUAGGCAUCCUCAUGACCGCCACUGGUCCCGCUCACCCAGUGAGGGACCUGAUGGACGAGGACACAGACAGGGCAGUAGUUCGGUGAGCGGCAGUCCGGUCCCCUCCACCUCGGGGACCAGCACUCCAAGGAGAGGCCGUCGCCAGCUACCCCAGACCCCUGCUGUCCCUCGUCCACAUGUCACCUACUCCCCCGCUGUCCGAAAGCCAGGCUACGGUCCCCCGGGACCGGGCCGACUGCGCUCUCCCUCCCCCAGACACUUCUCCCCACCAGACCAUGACAGGGGCUACCACCACCGGCCCCCGUCACGACACGCUUCUCCACACCACGGGGGCUCCUCGUCUCGGCAUGGUUCGCCGCGCUCCCCUAGGCACCAGUCUCCACGCUCGCCCCUCCACGGCUCACCUAGGUCCCCUCACCGUGGUCGCUGGAGCGGGCCUCCGCCUGGAGACAGCCUGGAGGGCGAUGGUCCCUUCUACGAGCGCGACUACGAGUAUGAGCGGCACCAUGAGCCCCCUGCCUAUGAGCAAAGCCUCUCUCAUGGCAACCCACACCCACAUGGGGGAAAUCCUCACCCACACCCACGCUCACCUAGGACUGCCCGCCAUGGGCCCCCUCCGCCCCCUCACCCGCAUCCACGCAGGGUGCCCAAUGGCUACCGCUCAUCCUCACCUUCUCCACAUCGGCGGGGGCCACCAGGGGCACCCCCCCACCCGCACCAUCGUCCCCCCCAUGCGCGAGGGCCCCGCAAGGGCCUGCAUGAACCUUAUAGUGAGACGGAUGAGGAUGACUGGUGCUAGCAACCACAGGGAGCGAGGGAUAAGGGCAGGAGAGGAGAAGAAGAAUAGCAGCCUCUGGUGCUCUGGCCUUGGAUAUGUAGACUUUUAAUAAAGCAGAGGUGGAGAAAAUGUUGGUGGUGGGGGGUGGGGAGGGUUGAAUACCCUCCAACCUCUCUACCUUCGGACUCUAAAUGAGAGAGAACAGGUGGUGGGGAAGGGGUUGAAGGUGCUGCAAAUAGCCUUUUACAAAUUUUGUGUAAGACUCAAAUCAGUGACAGAGCAGCACAUGGAUAAAUUGAAGAAGAGACUGCCAAGACAACUAGGGCAAGGCCCGGGCACAGUUUACCUCUGCCUUUCUCAGUCUCAGAACUACACUACAGAAUUCUAUGCUUGACCAGCAAGGCCAGGCUGCAAGAGGAAGAGAGAGGUGUGGAAACAGGAAAGCAAGGGGGAGCAUGUAAAAUGGCCAGGGAUGGUCGCAGUUUACAAGGCCUAAAAGCACUUCUCCCAGACUGUAAUGUGAUUGGUCAGUCUCGUCAGAUGUGUGCUAUCUGUUGCUGGCCAGUCUGCUAAUGUAAAAGCCUGAAAAUGAGCUGGAAUACAGAGUCCACUGCUGUGACUCUGCUCCUUGAACAGAUAUGUUUAAAGAAAAAUAAAUUAACAAAAAGCCAGGACCCCCUAACCCUUACAUGCCAAGCUAUGCCUCCAGAAAAUCAAACUUGAACAAUGAAGAACAAAAUGAAACUUUACAUGACAAACAAUGAAAAGAAAAAAAGGGAGAACAACCACUUUAUCUUUAACCUUUUUCCUUUCCAAGGGACAGAACCAGGAAGCUCCGCCUAUACUGCAAAAACCAGUCAAUCACAGUGCUGGCUGAUAUUUGAUGAGUUUUAUCAUCUCUGUUUACUGUUAAAGACUCACUUAAUGCUGACGGAACUGGUGUGACAUCACUUCCUGUCCGGCUGUGGUGGUCGUGGAGGGGGGUGGGGCACGGUGUGGGCUCACUUCCUGUUCGAGUGCGCUAUGAGGAGGUGAGCUCAGGUAACUUGAGAAGGGAGUCGGACACUUCGUCAAGCCCCUUCCUCCUCAGUUGUUCGACCCAACGCAAAGCGAAGGAUGACCUGACAGGAAAUGACAUCACACGGUUGAAUGGGGCGGAGGAGAGGAAAGGAGGGAUGGGGAAAAAGACUAAUUUCUUCAGUAUUUCUUCUAUCGAUUACUUCUCCUUCUUGUUCUUCUUCGGACAUUGGAGCUUGGUUCUUCUGUUGCAUUCGCUCAGCCUCCUUUGAUCUUUUAUGGAGUCCAAAAUUUGAUGGAAACCUGCAUGACUGAUUAAAUACAUACUAGAGAGGAAAUCUAACUGGUGUGGGUGGGACCUGGGGGCUUUAUAGGAAACUUUGCAUUUAGGUUUACAAAAGAAGUUCUCUUCUUUCAGACUCUUUCUCUCUUACAUCUCAAAUGUAAUUUCCGUUCACUUUUUACUCGAAACAGGUUUUGACAGUCGGCUAUUUAGUUUGUCUCAGUUUUCUGCCAACAGGGUUCAAAAGCUACGUUUCUACAACCUAAAAAAGACAGGAAACAUUGCAGGAUCACAUUGUAGUCUCCUGUUGUGGCUGAGAAACGAGAGAGAAAGAGUAGAGAGAAGCGGACUUCUACCACAUUUGAUUUAUUAUUGUUAAUGAUGAUAGUCUUAUGAAUAAUGAUAUCAAUGUCAAUGCAAAAUGACGAUGACGAUGAUGAUGAUGACACUGAUGAUUGAUUGAUUGAUUGAUUGAUUGAUAGAACUGUUUCUGUAGAUUUGUUGUCAUGUUAUUUGGAGUUUAAGUAUGCUAUGUCCAUCUUGUUUACAUCUGUUAUGUUUUUAUCCCCCCGUUCAAUGACGUUUACCGGGUUCCCGAUGCCUUCCUGCAACGUUUUGGAGCAAUGACAGCUUGGGAACAUUCACGUAGUAGCGUUGCGUGUUGUAACGCAACUCUUAAAAAUACACAACUUUUCUGAAUGGUUGAGGUAGAGGUCAGUACCUGACUUGAUGAUUUAUGGGGUCAGUACUUAUGUCAAGCCAACCCAAAGAUCAAGAAUUUAUGCUCUAAUGCAGGGGUAGACCAGAUCAUUGAGAAUUUGGAAGAGUCUGUCUGCCUUUUAGAGGUUUCAGACAACCCUGUUUACUGAGGUUAAAGUUCUACCAUGGUUGAAUUCUUCCACCUGCAGCCAAAAAAAAAACAAAAAAAAAAACUACGAAUUUCAAUCUUUUCCCUCUGUCGGGCGGUUUUGUAGUGGCAUUGGUUGCCGGCAAUGACAGCACAGUAUUGGUGGUACAGUGUUGGUGUCAGUAUUAGGUGGUGUUGUUCUCUUUUGUUGCCACCAGGGAGCAGUUAUCAGCACACAUCCGCCCUGCCUUUCCCCUCUACAGGACAGCCUCCGGGGCACAUCCUGGUUUCUAGACCUGGAGUGAAACCUCCACUUAUACCCGUCUUCUAUAUCUUUGUAAGAUAUAUAGAUGAAGUCCAGUCCUAGUCAGGAAACAUGGAUGUAGCCUGGGAGACGCCAUAUCUGUCCGUUUGUUGGUCCGUCCUUCUGUCUGCCUGUCUGUGCCAAUGCUGACCUCCCCUCCAGCCCUUUCUCUCAGGUCUGGAUAACCAGAGAACAGUCACCAAAUCACUAAUCCAAUCAUAUGAGGUUGUAGCAAAGCUGAAACCUCCUCUGCCAGAACCCACUUCAGUAUCCACUAACCUCUUUUUCCUCAUCUAUCUCUUUCUUUUUCUGUCCAUCUGCUUUGACAUCUGUUGUUUCAGCUUGCCAGAGAGCGACACUGAAGACACUAAAGGCAUUACAGGACAGAAACACUUAGGAAUAAUAAUUUCUUCCUUAUUGUUAUGAGGGACAACAAUUAUUGAAUAUUCAAUAACUCUAGGACAAGAUGAUAAAGUAUAGAUAAAUAUAGAUGAUAAACUACAUAUAAAUCUAGAUAUAAUACAGUAGACGUAGUUAUAGAUAACAGACAGAAUAUAAUUAGAGUUUCAGAUAUUCAUUUAUUUUGCAUACCGUUCAUGCUCAUGACACGGUCAACGAUCUAGCUACUCUUGAAAACGCGCACUGUUUUCUUAGCAGUCGCAGAAGCCAGAAAACAAACCCCAGUCCACGUGUUUUGACUCUAUGCAGACCUCAUGAGCAUCCUCAUCGUAUUAUUUCAGAGGAGAAACUGCAACGCUGUGGUACUGCACAACAGAUUAAUGAAACAGGAACACUUGGAUCUGAGAAAAAUGUGAAGCUAGACACCACAUUUGCACACGUCACUUGACAUCACACCCACAGUGAAACCCCUUUCUUUCACGUACCUCUGUCACUGUCUUUUUCCCCCCUC
Larimichthys crocea (large yellow croaker) is the source of this 11078-nucleotide messenger RNA. RefSeq names its product calcium channel, voltage-dependent, P/Q type, alpha 1A subunit, b (gene cacna1ab). The record is from RefSeq and is a predicted model, not a curated record. The transcript is spliced from 54 exons. NCBI's taxonomy places the organism in Eukaryota, Metazoa, Chordata, Actinopteri, Sciaenidae. Gene Ontology annotation, molecular function: high voltage-gated calcium channel activity. Bases 5 to 7738 code for a protein of 2577 amino acids. Gene Ontology annotation, biological process: calcium ion import across plasma membrane; chemical synaptic transmission. Gene Ontology annotation, cellular component: voltage-gated calcium channel complex; membrane; neuronal cell body.